Aspergillus vadensis CBS 113365 is the source of this 397-nucleotide messenger RNA. RefSeq lists its product as uncharacterized. NCBI's taxonomy places the organism in Eukaryota, Fungi, Ascomycota, Eurotiomycetes, Eurotiales, Aspergillaceae. The record is from RefSeq and is a predicted model, not a curated record. Bases 79 to 297 code for a protein of 72 amino acids. The transcript has a single exon.
AGCAGGUACUGUGGGGGUUGUGCUGCGGGUUAUGUUUUAGUCGGUGCUUUGGCCCUCCGAAAGACAAUCAAUAUAUGCAUGUGUCACGAAGGAUUGGGCCUGAACACUUUCUUGAAGCUCUCAUUGAUGUGUAGGACUCUUGCUGUGGGCGACCAUUGCUUUAUUGCAGGCUCGAGAACAAUACGCUGGCAGUCCCUUGUCUGCGAUUACCAAGUGGAGUCUACCAGCUUCCCAGCGUGUGAACAGCAAUACCUGGUACUUGCGUCGGCUCCUCUGCUAGGUUGCAUGUGGGCAUGAUAUCUAGAAAUAGGGGUUUUUCUCGGUACCAUGGUAAACUUUUCUCCCAUUUGAAGGGGGAUGGGCGGUAUGAUAUGGUAACUCGUAUCGUUCACUGUUG